Austrofundulus limnaeus is the source of this 4159-nucleotide messenger RNA. It is a transcript of the gene capn3a, whose product is annotated as calpain 3a, (p94). The record is from RefSeq and is a predicted model, not a curated record. Gene Ontology annotation, cellular component: cytoplasm. Gene Ontology annotation, molecular function: calcium-dependent cysteine-type endopeptidase activity; calcium ion binding. Gene Ontology annotation, biological process: negative regulation of apoptotic process; proteolysis. The transcript has 21 exons. NCBI's taxonomy places the organism in Eukaryota, Metazoa, Chordata, Actinopteri, Cyprinodontiformes, Rivulidae. The coding region runs from base 335 to 2485 and encodes 716 amino acids.
CAGGCAGGGAAAGAUCAUUGUUCCCAUCAGCCAAUAAGAACUCAACAAAAAGACGUUUAUGUGAUUUGUGAUUUUUUUUUUAUUUUUUUGUGUGUGCACGUGUUUGAGUGUGUGUGUGAAUGGCAGCGCAAAGGUGAAUGCACAUGAGGUGUAUCUCUUUCACACCUUCUCUGUGACGAAGGGGAAGAGGGACGUCACACAGAAAGGGAACCAAUCAGAUAUUAGCUGUUUGGAUUUAUGCCAGGGUCUUUUGGCUUGAAAGUUUUUUCGUACAAGUGGCCAAGGACAGUUUUUUUUUUCCUGAAAAGGGAAAAAAAAAGUCUGCAGAGAAAAGAUGCCAUACACACCGGCGGGCUUUUUCUGCGACCGGUUGAUCCGGGAACGAGAAAGGAGAGACGGGGAAGGGUCUUUGAGCAAGCCCAUCCGCUUUAACGGCCAGGACUAUAACAUUCUGAGACAGGAGUGCCUUCAGAGGAAGAGCCUGUUUGAGGAUGACUCUUUCCCAGCCUCUGUGGAGUCUCUGGGCUUCAAGGAGCUUGGACACAAGUCCAACAAGGUCAAGAACAUCGUCUGGAAGAGGCCCAAGGAAAUCUGUGAGAACCCUCAGUUCAUUGUUGGAGGAGCCAGCAGAACAGACAUCUGUCAGGGAGAUCUGGGUGAUUGCUGGUUGCUGGCUGCUAUUGCCUGCCUCACCCUGAAUGACAAACUUUUGUAUCGAGUUGUUCCUCAAGAGCAGAGUUACUGUGAAAGCUAUGCCGGUAUAUUUCACUUCCAGUUCUGGCGUUAUGGUGACUGGGUCGACGUCGUCAUUGACGACCGCAUCCCAACUGUUAACAACCAGCUAGUCUUCACUAAAUCUGCUGAGAGGAAUGAGUUCUGGAGUGCCCUGCUGGAGAAGGCUUACGCAAAGCUACAUGGAUCCUAUGAGGCUCUGAAGGGUGGAAACACCACCGAGGCCAUGGAGGAUUUCACCGGAGGCGUCACUGAGUUUUAUGAGAUGAAGGAAGCUCCCAAAGAGCUCUACAAGAUCAUGAAGAAAGCUCUGGAGAGGGGCUCCCUCAUGGGCUGCUCCAUUGAUUCWCUGGUUCCUGCUCGCUUUGAAACUCGUACUGUGACAGGACUUGUGAAGGGUCAUGCAUACUCUGUGACCGCCGUGGAGGAGUGUAAGCCGUCUCAGCACAAAGAUAAUAAAGUUCGUCUGGUGCGUCUCAGGAACCCUUGGGGUCAGGUAGAGUGGAACGGUCCCUGGAGCGACAACUCCAAGGAGUGGACCACAAUCUCUAAGAYUGAAAAAGAGAAACUGCAACACCAAAGUGCUGAGGAUGGAGAGUUUUGGAUGUCAUUUGAAGAUUUUAAAAAGAACUACACAAAGAUUGAGAUCUGUAACCUCACACCUGAUGCCCUGGAGGAUGAUAAGACCCACAAGUGGACAGUCUCUGUGAAUGAGGGCCGUUGGGUGAGAGGCUGCUCUGCUGGAGGCUGUAGGAACUACCCAGACACUUUCUGGACCAACCCUCAGUACCGCCUUCGCCUUCUGGARGAGGAUGACGAUCCUGACGACAACGAGGUGGGCUGCACCUUCGUAGUUUCACUGAUGCAGAAAAACAGAMGAAAAGAGCGCAAGAUGGGAGCCAACCUCUUCACCAUCGGAUUUGCCAUUUAUGAGGUGCCAAAGGAGAUGCACGGAAACAAGCAGCACAUGCAGAAGGACUUCUUUUUGUUGAACUCCUCCAAGGCCCGCUCCAAGUCCUACAUCAACCUGCGCGAGGUGACACAGCGCUUCCGCCUGAGCCCCGGCGAGUACGUCAUCGUCCCCUCCACCUACGAGCCGCACCAGGAGGGCGAGUUCAUCUUGCGGGUCUUCUCUGAAAAGAAGAACACCUCAGAGGAGAUAGAGAACAGGAUCGAGGCCGACAAUCCUGUGCCAGCACCAGCCUCAGCAGGGGAGGAGAGCGAGGAGGACCAGCARUUUCGAACCAUUUUUCAGGAGAUAGCUGGAGAUGACAUGGAAAUCACAGCCAACGAACUGAAAAAUGUUCUCAACAGAGUGAUCACCAAACAUAAGGACAUGAGCACAGAGGGGUUCAGUCUGGAGAGCUGCAGGAGCAUGAUCGCUCUGAUGGACGUAUCCUUUAUGGAUGGGACCGGCAGACUUAACCUGCAGGAGUUCAGACAUCUGUGGAAUAAGAUCAAGCAGUGGCAGGGAAUCUUUAAACAAUAUGAUGCUGACCAGUCUGCCAGCAUCAACAGUUACGAGAUGAGAAAUGCUGUCAACGAUGCAGGCUUCCGUCUCAACAACCAGCUGUAUGACAUCAUCACCAUGCGUUACGCAAACGAGCGCAUGAACAUCGACUUCGACAGCUUCAUCAGCUGUCUGGUUCGACUUGAAGCCAUGUUUAGGGCGUUCCAGGCCUUUGAUCAAGAUGGAGAUGGCACCAUCAGACUCAGUGUCCUGGAGUGGCUCCAGUUGACCAUGUACGCCUAGACAGGCCCAUCUUCUCCCAGGUGAACUCAACUCCAAACAAGGACCAGACCUGCCAGCUCUUACCUCAACAAUCAGUGUGCCCGACCGUCGUUAGCUUUCAUCCAGCUCACGCCACCAGCAGCCUGCUCUCAGUCUGAGCGCUUCUGCUUCCUCUGCAUCGAAAGCCUGUUCAGACCUCGCAUUAAACAUACGUCACGGGCGAAUCAACAGCCAGUGGUCAGCUCUCGUUCAGUGUUCAGUUAGCUGCUYUGUAUGCAGAUACACAGUCACAUGCUGAUGGUUUUAUUAUAAUCUGAACCAUUAUUAUUUGGACAUSAACACGGUUCAGAACCAUUUGAGUCAUAUUUUUGAAGGAUCAUCUUUUAAUUGGCUUCAUUAUGUAACAGACAUGAUAUGGUUGUUUUUAUAUCUCACUUAUACACCAGUAAGUGGACYGGGGCUCAUAGUGGGUCCAAUGUCCUACCCAAGGACUUGUCCACACUGCAGCGGCUGGAGAUCAAACCUUGCUUGACCAAACGCUGCUCAGAUCGAUGUGUUGUGAUUGACAGCCCAUUACAGCUCACAGUGACCACAGUGGGUACAAUCAUUCAAAGCAUCCACUCGGGUUAAAAAAUUCACAACAAAAAAAAAAACAUUUUAAUAAGGAUUCUGAUUAAAAACUUUUAAUCCAAUACAAACAAAGCCACAUCUUCUGUUUAAUUAUCCUAAAUCCACCAGCGGCUGGACCCUGAGAUGCCCAGGGCUAGAUGUUUAGACCYUACUGCUUCUGGGUUACGUCUGUAGGAAGUCCUGCACCUUCGCUUAGGACGGAGCGUGUUCUUACUACCAAAAGUACGACGAUAAAGGUGGUUUGAGCGAAGAAGUUUUUAAUGCGUAUUGAGAUAUUUCACAUCUGUGUUUAGAGCCAUGUUGACACAGUCUACCCUCUCAGGACAGAUGUUAGAGCCAGGUCUGAACACGGUCCGAAUGUCUCUUCAUUUGAUCUGUUCCCCUUACAAAAAGCUCUCAGGCUUCCUGCAUUUUCUUCUCUACUGUUGUCCUCCCAUCCUCACUCAUGUCCCACUGUUCUCAGUUAGCAAACACACACAACCUCUUUUUACUGUCCCAAUCCCAUACAGCAGUUACUAUAGUAAUUACUAGUUUGCUUUUGAUCUCCAAUAAUUUUUCUUUUAAUAACAAAACCUUUCUUUUUACAUUUUUUUUUGGCUUUUUGGACAGAGAAAGGARCAUUGUACACACCUGUUUACUUUUCUAAUAGAGUCAGAAAAACACAUUUUGGAUUUCACAAGACCUCCUGGAUUUUGUGAGGGACAAGGAUCAAUCUGCAACCCACCAGUGACCACAAACAGACAGCGCUCCCUGGUGGACAAACUCAAGCUUCUCCUGCUCAUCUCAGCAACUACAGACAGGUUUUCACCUCCUGACAAGGAUCCAGUCAGUAUUUAAGCUCAAGCAUGAGGAUGGAUAAGAUUUAGGGACACAGCUGCUGGGCUGAUGAGUCAUCACUUCCACAUGAAAAGGUUCAAAUAUGGAUUUGAAAGAAUAUGGCAAAUGGGUUGGACCCCAGCRUUUUUGUGAUUUUAAUUUAUUUUUUUCAACAUGAAGGCUACGGUCAAAUGAGUGUACCACAUUUUUAAACAUUUUAAUCAAAUAAAUAUGUAGUUGUUGGUGUGA